This is a messenger RNA of Perca flavescens (yellow perch), 1734 nucleotides long. It is a transcript of the gene zp3d.2, whose product is annotated as zona pellucida glycoprotein 3d tandem duplicate 2. Gene Ontology annotation, cellular component: extracellular matrix. Bases 212 to 1714 code for a protein of 500 amino acids. Gene Ontology annotation, molecular function: acrosin binding. The record is from RefSeq and is a predicted model, not a curated record. The transcript has 9 exons. NCBI's taxonomy places the organism in Eukaryota, Metazoa, Chordata, Actinopteri, Perciformes, Percidae. Gene Ontology annotation, biological process: positive regulation of acrosome reaction; egg coat formation; binding of sperm to zona pellucida.
UUCCGUUUGAAUGUCCCGUUGAGCUCACCGGAAAUUGGCUCCCUAUUUCCACUUAUGACAUGAAAUGGGUUAAACCGGGUCUAUACAAUGACAUAAAAAUCAACCAACUUGUUUUUUCACUUAUAACACUAAUUGAGGUGCUGUUGAUUUGGAUCAUCAUCGGUGAAAUACUCUGAAGUUAAGGUUGUUUUUCUAAACUUUAAAAUAAAACAUGAAACAUCCGGUUAAGAUUUACCUGUCCCUAUUGUUUAUGCUGCCGCUGUUUGAGGCUUUAAAUCAAACGACCCAGGUGAUGAGAAAAGGUUCCCGGAGAGAAACGCCGACUCUGCCGCCGCCAUACCUGCACCUCCCCGCGUUUGUGGACUCCAGGUUGCCGCUGGUGGAGAAGGAGCAUAUCUCUCCAUCCAAAGGCACAGGACUGGAGCCUUUACCCGAGCCCGUCCGGGAGAUCCUGUUCCCGGUUUGGCCUAGCACCAGUCCGCCCAGCGUUUCGAGUGUUUCCGUGAGGACUAUGUGCAAGUUUAACAAGAUGCUCGUGCAGGUGCAGAGGAGCAUUAUGGGCGCCGGUGAACCAGACUCUCAACUCAAACUGGGGACAUGCCAAGCCAGUAAUUCCACGAGGGAUUACCUUUAUUUUGAAUAUGACAUUGGCAUGUGUGGAACCAGACGCACGAUAAUUAAUAAUCAGCUGGUCUUUUCAAACACACUACAUUAUGACCCACCAAGGCUCCAAGGACCAAUCAGGCGAGCUGUGCCUUUCACCCUGCGUGUUGCAUGUUCUUAUAACAGGUACCAAUACUCCUCCAAAAUUGGCUACACACCAAAGAUACAGAUGCGCAAGAUCUUCAUACCAAUGAAGAACAGAGCUAGAUUUUCUCUGACUCCACAAAAUGCUCAGUGGGAAAGUCUUUCUCCGUCAGAUCAGUACAUGCUCGGGAACCCCAUGUACUUUGAGGCCAAUGCUCCGUCCAUGUCCCAAGACGAAAGAUUGUAUGUUCACUUGUGUUACGUGACUCCUGAGAAGUCCCACACCUCCAUGCCUCAGUUUGCAGUCGUGAAAAACUUUGGGUGUAUGGUUGAAAGCAACUACAGUCGCUCCAGAUUCAUCCCGUACAAAAACAAUGCUGUGAGAUUCUCUGUGGAUGCCUUCUUGUUCACAGGAAUGAUGGAGCAGCAGUUCUACAUGCACUGCUCCAUGUCUGUUGGCAGUUAUGUCCCCACACCUGCAGCGAAGUCCUGCAACUAUGACACAAAAACAAAGCGAUGGGUUGAGCUGUAUGGACUAGACUCUGUGUGCACCUGCUGCGACUCCAACUGUAUCUCUGCUGCACCCAAAGUGACCAAAAUAACCAGCAGCAGGCCAUGGACAAUACAGCCUAAAGUGAAAGCCACUACAGCCCCGACGAGGACAGUCCCCACCACAACAACAACAACAACAACAACAGCAGCACCACAACAACCAGAGACGACCAGAGAGGUGACUCAAUGGAGGGCGAGUUCACAGCCUGAAGUGAUAGCAGUGACUCUGAUGGGUAAGGUGAAGAACACGGGGAAGGAGUUGGAGUGGCUAUUUGGAGGAGAAGCAGUGCCAUGGGUUGAGAUGGAAGAGGAGCAGCAGGUGAAGGGCUUUGCCGUUGUGGUGGUGGAGGAGAAAGAGGAGGUGGUCACACAACCUCGCACAAUAUUUGAAGACCUCUUUGAAUUUGACAAAUAAAGCUGACGUUUGUACGAUAA